Molecule: messenger RNA, 1785 nt
Organism: Gigantopelta aegis
Lineage: Eukaryota; Metazoa; Mollusca; Gastropoda; Neomphalida; Peltospiridae
Product: proto-oncogene tyrosine-protein kinase ROS-like
Exons: 8
Coding region: 14-1009 (331 amino acids)
Molecular function (GO): protein binding
Source: RefSeq, a predicted model, not a curated record
GGUAGUACGUACGAUGGAAAAGUUAUAUUUGGUAUUUUAUUUUUUGUUGUGGAUAUCCAUCGCAUUUUGUAUUUCAGAUUUGGAUGAUAUACAAAAUGCAUGUAAAGCAAGAUGCCAGUCGAACUUGAUCCAGUCAGUUGGGGAGAGCUUGUUCUGUGAUGAAGAUUGCUGGGUGCUUCAGUGUCAAAAUGGAUGUACAAAGGUUUCACCAGCAUUGUCCUCAAAUUGUCAACGUGCCUGCACUUCCAGCACAACACAGAAAACAAAGGAAGCAGAAGAACGGAUGCAGAAACAAAACUGCAUUCAGGGAUGCAACUUAGCAUUGGAUAUAUAUGCUAAUAAAAUCAAAGGUCAACUUGAACCUUUGCUGAAGCCCGAUUUAAUUCGUGAAACCAAAAACUAUUCUUCAAUAGUACUCCAAUGGAAUGGGAAGAUCUUGCCAGAUAUUACAUACAUGAUUCAAAUUCGAAUGCUGGAUAUUCAUCAGAUCAGCUCUGAUUGGCAGAUACACAAUGAUUCCCAGUUCUUAGCCAAUGGAGCUAUAGCGAUAUUCAACCUGCACCCUUAUGUUACAUACAGGUUCAAAGUGCUUGCAGUAAUAACACCACUGCCCCAACAUGUUGCAGAGUCACCGGAGACAGUGCCAAUCACCACAUUGCCUCAUGGAGUUCCUGCCAGUGCACCGAAAAUCACCAGUAUAUCAGCACCAUCACCAUCAGUGAUUUCAAUAUCCUGGACCCCACCACAGUUCAGCAAUGGACCACUUGUUGGAUACCGGAUAAACGUGAAUCCACAGAACCAUCCAACGCUGAAGCCAUCAACAAAGGACCUGCUUGGUGGCGCCACGUCGUGGACGGUGGGACAGCUGCAGCCGUCACAGCACUACGUGAUCACGGUUUCUGCUUGGAAUGCUGCAGGAGAGGGGCCUGCCGAUUCCAGUACCAUCACUACCCCUAACCCUGGUAACUGUAAGUUUGUGUGGCUUUGCAUGUCAACUGUGCCCUCUUAGCUGUUGGUUGAAGAAAAGGGUGUACAAGACAGCCAAUCUGCAACAAGCCAUCAGACUGGGUAUCUAUAUUGGCAAGUUGCAUUAAAUUUCUGUGAGCUGGGUGCCAGUUGAAAAGCAUGAAAACAAAUUUUGCAUCCAAGCAUCUGAUUGGGCAUUGGUUCACUGCAUCAAGGUUUCGUAUUGGGCAGAUCAAUGUAUUUAGCAUUAUUUGAUUGGCUGUAAUGGGAUAUUAGUUAAAGCAUUCUAUAGAAUUCUCCAAAUUUCCUCUGCAUAUUCACCCUGGGUCUUGUAAUUGGAUGCAUAACUUGGAUUUGGCAUUGGGAUGGAGUAAAGUUAGCAUGUUUGGGAUAUUUUAAUAAUUAUGUCAUUGUUUCAGGUUGACUUAAGGGUUAUUUUUCAUGUGUUGUUCUCGCAUGGUUGGUGCAUUUUGCUGUCAUUGGUGUUUACAGUAAGCAUGUCAGAAGAAAUGUGUAGGUUACAACACUUAAUAUGUCAUUAUGAUCUGUACACUGUCCAGCAGAAAAAAUAUGAAAACAAUUGUACGUUACGUUAUGUUUACUCUUUUCUUUACUCUGUAAUUCAUACAUACUGACUUAACAGGAAUAUUUGAUAAUUUUGCUUGAUAUCCCUCUUAACUGUAGAUCAUCCUAUUGGAAAGACCUAGGCUUCUAAUGGUGAAAGGGUGUACUAUAGACCCAGUGGUUUUUUAUUUUAAAAGGGCGAGACGUAGCUCAGUGGUAAAGUGCUCGCUUAAUGCGCGAUCGGUUUGGGAUCAA